AGCCAGAAAGUUGAGCUUAAAAACCUAGUCAAACACCACCCUAAGUUGCAGUUGAAUUCUUAUAAGAGAUUCUGAAUUCUUAAAAUUAGUCAAGAAUGAUUGAAGAUGCAGGUGUUUAUGAAGAUGGUUUCAGCUUCCAAACUAGCUGUAUUUCAGCUAAUAAUUCUCAUAUCAAUCUACAUUUUCAGUAUGUCUGAGGUUGGCCUGGGGUUGGAUACCAUCUCAUCAGGCCAUCCACUCUUUGGAAAUCAAAGUUUAGUCUCGAAAGGAGGCAAGUUCGAAAUGGGAUUCUUCUCCCCAGGGAAGUCUACAAAUUUUUAUGUUGGCAUAUGGUACAAAAACAUCCCUGUGAAAACAGUAGUGUGGGUUGCAAACAGAGAGACACCCUUACGUCGAUUUUCUGAUGACUCCCGGCUAGAACUUGCUGAAGAUGGAAGUCUGAUACUCUUCAAUGAGUCGAAUGUGAAGGUUCUGACAGUGAUUAGUACUUCUGUGGGAUUAAGUUCAGUUCCUGUUAAAGGGGUGCUUCGUGAUGAUGGAAAUUUUGUUUUGAGUGAUGGAGUGAGCAUUGUAUGGGACAGUUUUAACUAUCCAACAGACACUUGGCUUCCUCAUGGGAAAGUUGGAGUUGAUGAGAGCUUGAUCAACAGAAACCAGCUUCUCACUUCUUGGAAGAAUCCGAAUGACCCGGGUGAGGGUGAGUUUUCUUUCGGGAUAGAUGAAGGAGCCAGCCCUGAAUUAUUUAUGUGGAGGAACCGAUCAAAGGUUUUGUGGAGAAGUGGGAGCUGGAAUGACCACAAAUUUGCAUCAUUGGAAAGUACUUUUACUAAUUUCAGCUACAACUUAGUUGAACAAGCUAGAUAUUUUAGUUAUGUUAGUGAAAAUAUUACAUCCAGAUUUGUGUUAACUCAUGAAGGACAGAUUAAUCAGAUGUUAUGGUCUGAGAGUACUCAAAGCUGGGCCAUAUAUCUGUCGUAUCCUCGAGAUAGUUGUAGUAUAUUUGCUCUCUGUGGUUCGUUUGGAGUGUGCGACUUGAACUCUGCUCCUAGUUGUAGUUGUUUUGAAGGUUUUGUACCACGUCUGCCAGUAGAGUGGAGCCGUGCUGAUUGGUCUAGCGGUUGUGUGAGGGCUAAGGCCUUAAAGUGUUCCAAUGAUGGUUUCAUUCGUGUGAAAGGAAUUUCAAUGCCAGCAGAUUCGCAAUCCUUAAGUUUGGAUAGUGCUCAAGUUUGUGAAUAUGCAUGUCUGCGCAACUGCUCAUGCAUAGCUUAUUCUUACAGCAGAAGCAGAUGUUCCUUAUGGACGGGUGAUCUAUUGAAUACACAAAUUUCAGUCGAUUUUCAUAAUAAACAAAAGAUAGGAAAUGUCAAUGGUUAUAUAGAUAUUUACCUCAGAUCUUCCGAAGCUCCUGCAUCAAGAUCAGGAGUAUUGAAAAAGAAGAAGCACUCCUAUGUUUCACUGGCACUCUAUAUCACCAUUCCAAUUGUCAUCACCGCUAUAUUAUUGCUCUACUUAUUGUGGUAUAUCUGGAGGAAAAAAAAUAAGAAGAGAGAUGCCGAGGAAGCAAACGAGAAUCUACUAUCUUUCAGCUUGGAUAUUAGCGGCCAGCAAAACACAUAUAGCAAUAGCAACAGACUAGAAGGAGAGAAGAAAGACUUCAACCUGCCACAAUUUAGUUUUUCAAGCAUAUGUGCUGCCACAGACAACUUUUCCUCUGCAAACAAGCUCGGAGAAGGUGGUUUUGGACCUGUUUACAAGGGUAACUUGUCUAACGGACAGUCUGUAGCAGUUAAAAGACUUUCAAAGAGGUCCGGACAAGGCCUGGACGAGCUAAAAAAUGAAACAAUACUGAUUGCCAAGCUCCAACACAGAAAUCUUGUUAGACUCUUGGGAUGCUGUCUUGAGCAAGACGAAAAGAUACUGAUCUAUGAACACCUGCCCAACAAAAGCCUGGAUUUCUUUAUUUUUGAUCCUAGUAAACAACAUCUAUUAGAUUGGAGGAGACGUGUUCAAAUAAUUGAAGGUAUCACUCAAGGGCUUCUUUAUCUCCAUCAGCAUUCCAGAUUACGUAUAAUUCAUAGAGACCUGAAGGCUAGUAACAUUCUGCUGGAUGAUCAAAUGAAUCCCAAGAUUUCUGAUUUUGGCAUGGCAAAAAUAUUUGGGGAAGAUGAGCUGCAAGCAAAUACCAAACGGAUUGUGGGAACUUACGGAUAUAUGUCCCCAGAGUACGCCAUGGAGGGACUAUUUUCAGUGAAGUCUGAUGUAUUUGCCUUUGGCGUCUUGCUACUGGAGAUCCUGAGUGGGAAAAAGAACACUGGUUUCCGUCAAUCAGAUUGCAUCAGUCUUCUUGGAUAUGCAUGGGAGUUGUGGAAAACCGAAAGGGUGCUUGAGUUAAUAGACUCAACGCUGGAACUACCUGCCUCAUUCUUGCCACUGAGGUUUAUUCAUGUCGGCCUCUUGUGCGUUCAAGAAAAUCCAGCAUAAAGACCAACCAUGUCUGAUAUUUUGUCCAUGUUUAGCAAUGAGCAUAUCCAGCUUAAUUUUCCCAAACGCCCAGCUUUUACAUCUGGUGGUAGCUCAGGUUCAGGGAAAGACAAAGCCUACAAUUGUUCAGUGAAUAAUUUAACUGCUUCUGAGAUACAUGGUCGCUGAAAAUUUGAUGCAGACACUCCAUGAGUCCAUAAUUUUUCCAUGAAUCUCUCUUAACCGAAUGAUGUGAAAGAUACUAAUAUUCCCACAUAAAUACUAAUUCAAUUAUUGUAAUCCAAUUAUUCAAGUAAAGAUAUUUAUUGUAGCAACUGCAUUUCAACUUCGAGCGCGUUUGGUUGA
Molecule: messenger RNA, 2826 nt
Organism: Daucus carota subsp. sativus
Lineage: Eukaryota; Viridiplantae; Streptophyta; Magnoliopsida; Apiales; Apiaceae
Product: receptor-like serine/threonine-protein kinase SD1-8
Exons: 7
Coding region: 106-2481 (791 amino acids)
Biological process (GO): recognition of pollen; protein phosphorylation
Molecular function (GO): ATP binding; protein serine/threonine kinase activity
Source: RefSeq, a predicted model, not a curated record